AGAGGGUGGGAGCGCGUGCUGCUGGGAGUUGUUUGGAGGUUGGCGGUGUGGGGCUGACGGUCCUCAGGCAGGGUGAUUAUGUCGCACAAGCAGAUUUACUAUUCGGACAAAUACGACGACGAGGAGUUCGAGUACCGGCAUGUGAUGUUGCCCAAGGACAUAGCCAAGCUGGUCCCUAAAACCCAUUUGAUGUCUGAAUCUGAAUGGAGGAAUCUUGGCGUUCAGCAGAGUCAGGGAUGGGUCCAUUAUAUGAUCCAUGAACCAGAACCUCACAUCUUGCUGUUCCGGCGGCCACUGCCCAAGAAGCCAAAGAAAUGAAGCUGGGGAGCCACUUUUCAGCCUCAUGCUUUAUACAGCUGUCCUCAUUUGCUAACAUCUUUCUGAUGACAUUAUUAUGUUGCCUUCCUGUUUCUCACUUUGAUAUUUAAAGGAUGUUCAGUACACUGUUUGAACGUGUUGGAGACUGCUUUGCUUCUUGAGCAGAACCAACAGGACCAUGGCCCAGCCGGACAACUGCUCUUUGGGUUGCAGCCUCAGCUAAGUGUGACCCCCAAAACCAAUGUGAGCUCUGUAUCCAGCAGAACACACUUGGCAGAUGGAGGAAGCAUCUAAGAAUAAGACCGUGGCUGUUACAGGGAUUGUGUAAACUUCCUGUUUUUUUUUUCUGCCAGGUGUUGUAUGUAUGGUGAUUUAUGUUUCAAUGUGUUGGAAACUUUCCAUUUUAUUCAAGAAAUCUGUUCCAUGUUAAAAAGCCUUGAUUAAAGAGGA
Molecule: messenger RNA, 768 nt
Organism: Globicephala melas (long-finned pilot whale)
Lineage: Eukaryota; Metazoa; Chordata; Mammalia; Artiodactyla; Delphinidae
Gene: CKS1B
Product: CDC28 protein kinase regulatory subunit 1B
Biological process (GO): regulation of mitotic cell cycle
Cellular component (GO): cyclin-dependent protein kinase holoenzyme complex; SCF ubiquitin ligase complex
Molecular function (GO): cyclin-dependent protein serine/threonine kinase activator activity; protein kinase binding; ubiquitin binding
Source: RefSeq, a predicted model, not a curated record